AUGACUUCCAAACCAAAUGCAAAGACAAAGCCGCCCAGGCUCGUCAUCUUCGACACCAUCCCAGAGCCGACUAUCGUCACCGGCUCCAUAUCAGAGAUGAUUAACUCUCCCACAAAGGUCAAGCCUCAAAACAGUCCCAACUCGCCCAUUGCCAGCAAUUUCGGCUGUAGUGGCACCACCGACAAUAGCAACAACGGCAGCAACAAUAACAACAACACAGCCAAAUUCUCACCAACUCUCCCGUCACCCGCCAGUCUAACCAGCAGCAGAAAUACGCCACCAACCAAGAGAGACAAGAAGGGGAAGAAACGAAAGCGAAGCGGAAGUGGCAGAAGGGGAGGAGGGCCGUGUACCGCCGAGUUUGAUUACCUGGGUUGGUCGGCGUGGGGGAGUUAUAGAAGGAGUGUGAAGGGUGCUGCUACUAGGCGUGCUUUCAAAGUUGUUUGUGGUGAUGAUGAUGAUGACGAUCUCGGUGGAAAAAGGAAGUUGGGGACGAGUGGGAAGAGGAGACUUACUGGUGUCUCUAUCUCUCCCUUUCCCUCUCCCCCCUCCAGCUCCAGCUCUAAUAGCGAAGACUCUACCGCCGACUCCCCCUCCUCCUCCUCCUCCUCCCAAUCCGCAGAAGACAAAGCCACCGCCGCCCGCCUCCAAGACUUUGCAACGUGGCAUCUUAUUCCCGUCCCCACUGACCCCUCUCCUUCUUCAUCUUCAUCUUCAUGCGAGAAAUCACUCAACUCUGGCCCAACCCUAGCCUGGCACCACGUCCCCGAGCUCGAAACCCGCUCCAUCGCCCGCGCCAAAGAAAAGAUGUACGUCGAGCGCACCCACAACUGCUGGUCACACUGCGACUACCCGUCCGAGUGUCGCCAGACCGUCAUCGCCGCGUGCGAGGAAGGACGGGCCAGGAUCGACAGGAAGGGCAAAAAGUUGGUGUGGGUGGACGAUAGGGAGAAGGACGCCAUCGAGGCUAGACGGCGUAAGGAACGGGAGAGAGAGAGGGAGAAUAUGAAGAGGGCGUGGGGGGCGAGGAGGAGUAGGGCGGGACAGGAGGAGCGGGAGAGGAGGAUGGGAGGGCCGAGGGGUGGUGGGAGGAAGGGACGGGGACAUGGGGGAGGUGGGAGUGGGAAAGUGGGAACCGAAAAGGAUGGUGAUUCCUCUUCUUCUUCAUCUUCUUCGUCGUCAUUGUCGACGUCUUCUGCCGGUAGCAGCAGUAGCUCGUCUUCUGAUUCUUCAAGCUCGGAAGAUGAAGGGUUGCUUGUCAAGGAGGCGACCGUCAAGUCCAAUUGGAAGGAGACAACGCAAGAGGGCACGGAGGAUGACAACACUGGGAACCUCACGAUUGCCAUGCUUGAGCCCUACUCUAGGGUAGACGGUUGCAGUUCUCGACAGGAUUGUUACAUUACCGUGGUUGCGGAUGAUACCACCAUUGAUCCUGCGAAGCUGUUGAAGAACGAUCCGGAGACCAUCCCGGCUUCUCCAGUUUCGCCCUUGGCUGGAGGCUGUCUCGCUCUGGGAAUUGCUAACCCGAGCACAUACGAGUCGUUUGCUUCGUUGAUCGAUUUUGGCCCAAUGGAGAUUGAUGAGAUGGCCAUGUGA
Molecule: messenger RNA, 1596 nt
Organism: Neurospora tetraspora
Lineage: Eukaryota; Fungi; Ascomycota; Sordariomycetes; Sordariales; Sordariaceae
Exons: 4
Coding region: 1-1596 (531 amino acids)
Source: RefSeq, a predicted model, not a curated record